Lasiosphaeria miniovina is the source of this 836-nucleotide messenger RNA. RefSeq lists its product as uncharacterized. The transcript has a single exon. NCBI's taxonomy places the organism in Eukaryota, Fungi, Ascomycota, Sordariomycetes, Sordariales, Lasiosphaeriaceae. The coding region runs from base 1 to 810 and encodes 269 amino acids. The record is from RefSeq and is a predicted model, not a curated record.
AUGAAUCGCUCGCAGUACAUCCCCCAGAACCCGUACCAGAUGUCGCCAUAUCCUCCGCGAUAUGAUGGCCAACAACAACAACUUCAGCAGCAGCAGCAGCAGCAGCAGCAGCAGCAAUACUCACCGUACCCAGGGCAGCAGCAGAUGUCCCCCAACGGGCAGAUACUCACAUAUCCCCCAUCAACAUACGCAGGCCAUGGCAUGAACCAAAUGGCACAGCAACAGCAGCAGUACCAGCCUGGUGCCAUGUGGGCGAGCGGGUUCCCAGCGGGGCCCAUCAUCGAGGAUCUCUGCGCGCCGCCGAUGGGCAUGGUGGGGCCGGGCUCGCCGCCGAUCAACUCGAUGCCGGCGCGCAUGCCCAUGGGAUCGAUGCACCCGUCGAGCAUGCCGCAGGUGCAGAACGUCUUCGGCCUGCGCCACCCCACAUACCACAACAUGGUCAUGCCGCCGCAGAACGCCAUGCAGGCCCAGAGCAUGCAGUCGCGCAUGGUCGGCUCGUACCCGCCCUACGGCGUCACCCCCCGGCAGCAGGCCCAGGCACAGCAGCAGGCGCAACAUCACGCCCACCAGCAACAGCAGGCGCAGCAACACCAGCAGAGGCAGCAGCAACAGCUGCAGCAGCUGGACCCGAGUACCAUGAUGCCGCGCACUGGCGCCACCCGCGUCGACACCACCACCGGCUUCCCCUCGGACGUGGCUCCGUCUGAUGAUGCGGGACUCGGGCAGCACAUGACGUCUCCUGGCGGGAACCCACAGGCUGGCAUGCCGCUGACGCCCGACAACGGCUACAACAGCUUCAUGUCGCCUUAGGCGCCACACUCUCUCUCCAUCGACAC